CAUGUAUCACCAGUGGGAGGUCACAGGUCACGCACUGCUUCAUGUAUCACCAGUGGGAGGUCACACACUGCUUCAUGUAUCACCAGUGGGAGGUCACGCACUGCUUCAUGUAUCACCAGUGGGAGGUCACGCACUGCUUCAUGUAUCACCAGUGGGAGGUCACGCACUGCUUCAUGUAUCACCAGUGGGGGGUCACACACUGCUUCAUGUAUCACCAGUGGGAGGUCACGCACUGCUUCAUGUAUCACCAGUGGGAGGUCACACACUGCUUCAUGUAUCACCAGUGGGAGGUCACACACUGCUUCAUGUAUCACCAGUGGGAGGUCACGCACUGCUUCAUGUAUCACCAGUGGGAGCUCACACACUGCUUCAUGUAUCACCAGUGGGGGGUCACACACUGCUUCAUGUAUCACCAGUGGGAGGUCACGCACUGCUUCAUGUAUCACCAGUGGGAGCUCACACACUGCUUCAUGUAUCACCAGUGGGAGGUCACGCACUGCUUCAUGUAUCACCAGUGGGAGGUCACGCACUGCUUCAUGUAUCACCAGUGGGAGGUCACACACUGCUUCAUGUAUCACCAGUGGGAGGUCACAGGUCACGCACUGCUUCAUGUAUCACCAGUGGGAGGUCACACACUGCUUCAUGUAUCACCAGUGGGAGGUCACACACUGCUUCAUGUAUCACCAGUGGGAGGUCACAGGUCACGCACUGCUUCAUGUAUCACCAGUGGGAGGUCACACACUGCUUCAUGUAUCACCAGUGGGAGGUCACACACUGCUUCAUGUAUCACCAGUGGGAGGUCACACACUGCUUCAUGUAUCACCAGUGGGAGGUCACACACUGCUUCAUGUAUCACCAGUGGGAGGUCACGCACUGCUUCAUGUAUCACCAGUGGGAGGUCACACACUGCUUCAUGUAUCACCAGUGGGAGGUCACACACUGCUUCAUGUAUCACCAGUGGGGGGUCACACACUGCUUCAUGUAUCACCAGUGGGAGGUCACGCACUGCUUCAUGUAUCACCAGUGGGAGGUCACGCACUGCUUCAUGUAUCACCAGUGGGAGGUCACACACUGCUUCAUGUAUCACCAGUGGGAGGUCACGCACUGCUUCAUGUAUCACCAGUGGGAGGUCACAGGUCACGCACUGCUUCAUGUAUCACCAGUGGGGGGUCACACACUGCUUCAUGUAUCACCAGUGGGAGGUCACACACUGCUUCAUGUAUCACCAGUGGGAGGUCACGCACUGCUUCAUGUAUCACCAGUGGGAGGUCACGCACUGCUUCAUGUAUCACCAGUGGGAGGUCACAGGUCACGCACUGCUUCAUGUAUCACCAGUGGGAGGUCACAGGUCACGCACUGCUUCAUGUAUCACCAGUGGGAGGUUUUAUUUGGACCUAUUAGCUCGUAAUUGAUCUUAAAACUGCCACAGAUUUAUUGUAAUUUGUACAAAUGAUAGUCAAAAAACAGGUAACGCAUAACAUUCAUGAUAACUUGGGAAAAGUAGGAUGUUUUAUAAUGUGUAAGAAAUAUACAGAACAGGGUUUUAUACUAAGAUAAUAAUUGCAGGUAUAAAGAAAAAUGAAUGGUCGUUUUCUGAAAUUAAAGCAAUAAAUCUAUGAGAAAAAAUAACACAUUUGCGCCAAAUUUUAAAUAAUUCCACCCAGUCUUUAAAUUAACGAUUAUAAAUCCAUGAGAAAUCUAUAAUUAGUGACGUGCGAUCUUUGACCUGUAAAAAACUCUGGACAACCCAUAUUAUCGCACGCAUGCAUGCACACGCACACACACACACACACACACACGCACACACACCACACACACACACACACACA
Messenger RNA from Trematomus bernacchii (emerald rockcod), 1829 nucleotides. RefSeq names its product dynein heavy chain-like. The transcript has 2 exons. The record is from RefSeq and is a predicted model, not a curated record. The coding region runs from base 42 to 1412 and encodes 456 amino acids. NCBI's taxonomy places the organism in Eukaryota, Metazoa, Chordata, Actinopteri, Perciformes, Nototheniidae.